Malus domestica (apple) is the source of this 691-nucleotide messenger RNA. RefSeq lists its product as uncharacterized. NCBI's taxonomy places the organism in Eukaryota, Viridiplantae, Streptophyta, Magnoliopsida, Rosales, Rosaceae. The record is from RefSeq and is a predicted model, not a curated record.
CAACCCCGAGACCUCUCUCUUCUUCAUCUCUCUCUGUACUCACUCUCAUGUCUAUCCCUCUCAUCCUCCCGCGAGCCUCACCCAUUAUCAACCUCGUGCCUGCACCGCCUUCACCAUCAUUACCCCAUCAUCUUUCCCUCUCUUUCGUCUCUGCGGGACACAAAGGAACCCAGAUAAGCUCUCUGGCGGGAUUUUUCCUUUUCCUCCGGUUAGGUUUUGAAGACGGGAACGGCGCGGGGGAAGCACACCCAUUUUUCUGGCGAACCCGUGAGCUUCGAGGGAAUUUCCAGUCACCUCCGACCGUGUCACGGUUAUUUGAGGGUGAAGUUGCUAGUGAAGAAAUUCUAAAUCCUGAUUCGCAUAACUCUUCUGCUAAAGAAUAUUUAGGACAAUAUGCUGCCUGGGGCGAGGAUCUGGUGUUGGCAUUUAGGUCGGGAGAAAUAAUCUCUAACUACGAGCUUAAGGACAUGGAGCAAGCAUUAAGCCGGGAGUUGGUAAUCUCUGGAUACGGGCGCAGAGACCACGGAGCAGGCAUUGGGCCGAGAGUUAUAUUUAUUCAGUGAUCUUUCUAGCAGCACAUCGUGCUUACGAGACGAUCUUUUAUACGUUUACUGUUUUGAUUUCCGCGAUGUUGUUCCGCGAUAUGACUUUUGAGAUAUUUUUUGGCAUGCUAGGAUUUUGAUUAAAUCCA